This is a messenger RNA of Arachis ipaensis, 2220 nucleotides long. Its product is annotated as F-box protein At1g47056. NCBI's taxonomy places the organism in Eukaryota, Viridiplantae, Streptophyta, Magnoliopsida, Fabales, Fabaceae. Gene Ontology annotation, biological process: SCF-dependent proteasomal ubiquitin-dependent protein catabolic process. Gene Ontology annotation, cellular component: SCF ubiquitin ligase complex. Gene Ontology annotation, molecular function: protein binding. The record is from RefSeq and is a predicted model, not a curated record.
GUUUAUCUCAUCACAGCAAACAGGAGACACAAAAAUGGAAACAAUAAAAAAAAGUAGAAUGGAAACCGAUUUCACAUCCGCGACUGAAACUCUGUGAAACCCUCCAAACACAGCAUUUCCGCAUUUUAGCACACUCAACAAAAGAAAACUGAAUAAAGACGCCUUCUUCUUCUUCUUCUUCUCUCGUAAGAGCGAAACCAAAUAUGAGUGUUAGUGACUGAGUUACUAUCAAUCUCGACCGUCCGUUUUCUCAGCUGAUUUAUUAAACCACCGCCGUGGAUGGGCAACACAGCUUCCACGGCCGCCGCCGCCGUCGCUAGUCGCCGCGAGAGCGCCGCUGUUCAAGGAAACCGUUCCGGAAUCUCGUCCAAGUCCAGAUCUGUUUCUUCCUCGGUCUCUCCGAUGAUCUCUUCCACCGUGAACUCCGUUGACGACGACGGCGGAAGCCGCCGUGACUUCGUUGAGCCUGAUUACAUCUCCGAUCUUCCCGACGAGUGCUUGGCUUCGGUGUUCCAGUCGCUAAGCUCCGCGGAUAGGAACCGGUGCUCGCUCGUUUGCCGGCGGUGGCUCCAGAUCGAAGGCCAGAGCCGUCACCGCGUCUCGCUGAACGCGCAAUCAGAGCUUUUGCCGGCAAUACCGUCGCUGUUCUCGAGGUUCGACUCCGUUACGAAGCUGGCGUUGAAGUGCGACCGCAGAUCCGCGAGCAUCGGCGACGAUGCUCUCGUCUUAAUCUCGCGGCGGUGCCCUAAUCUCACGCGCCUCAAGCUUCGCGCGUGCCGUGAGCUCACUGACGCAGGCAUGGAGGCGUUCGCGAAGAACUGCAAGGGUUUGAAGAAGCUUUCGUGCGGAUCUUGCAUGUUCGGAUCCAGAGCCAUGAACGCGGUCCUUGAGAACUGCGGUUCGCUCGAGGAGCUCUCCGUCAAGCGCCUUCGUGGUAUUACGGACGCCGCGGCGGCUGAGCCUAUCGGUCCAGGCACAGCUGCGCAAUCACUUCGUACGAUCUGCCUGAAGGAGCUCUACAACGGACAGUGCUUUAGUUCGCUGAUUCUCGGCGCAAAGAAUCUGCGAACCUUGAAGCUUUUCCGGUGCUCUGGUGAUUGGGACAAGCUAUUCCAGCUCAUCGCGGAGCGCUCCGCGGGCGGCAGCGGUGCUCCUAGCAUCGUAGAAAUUCACCUCGAGAGGCUUCAGAUUAGUGAUGUUGGCUUGCAAGCAAUUUCUAAUUGUUCGAAUUUGGAGAUUUUGCACCUUGUUAAAACCCCUGAGUGCACCGAUGUAGGCUUAAUUGCUAUUUCUGAGAGAUGUAAGCUUCUAAGGAAGCUUCAUAUAGAUGGUUGGAAGGCUAAUCGAAUUGGUGAUGAAGGUUUAAUUGGUGUUGCUAAGGGUUGCCCUAAUUUGCAGGAAUUGGUGCUUAUUGGUGUUAACCCUACGAAAUUGAGUUUGGAGAUGUUGGCUUCGAAUUGCUUGAAUCUAGAGAGGUUGGCUUUGUGUGGGAGCGAUACAGUUGGUGACCCUGAGAUAUCUUGCAUUGCUGCGAAAUGUGUGGCUUUGAAGAAACUUUGCAUCAAGGGUUGCCCUGUUUCGGAUCAUGGGAUGGAGGCAUUGGCUAGUGGAUGUCCAAAUUUGGUGAAGGUGAAGGUGAAGAAGUGUAAGGGUGUUACAUCUGAGGGUGGGGAUUGGUUGAGGCAGAUUAGGGUGUCACUUGCAGUGAAUUUGGAUACUGGCGAUACGGAUCAUCAAGAUGCAAGUGCUAGUGAUGGUGGAGCACAGGACAAUGGAUUGGAGUUUCCUCCAAUGGCUGCCCAUAAUGCCGGAGGAGCCGGAGGAGGUGCAUCAGCCGGUGUUGCUUCGAGUAGUACCGGUCGAUCUACUUCAUUUAAGUCGAGGUUAGGGCUUUUGUCCGGGAGGAGUUUAGUAGCUUGCACUUUGAGAAAGUGGACUGGUGGUAACACCAGUGCCCGGCAUGGUUAGAGACAGAAUAAAAAAGGCAUAAGCAAGAACCCUAGUCUCUGACCAUCUUUCAUUGUUUUGUGUUUGCAUCACUUGAUUCUCUUAUUUUCUUGUAUUUAAAAAACCUGAAAUUUAUGCUGUGUGAUGUUAACUGCCUCCUUCUGAAUUGAAUCUUCAUAGUCGGAAGUGACAAUCACAUUGCUUUUGAUUUCUUUCUGUUGGUGUACUAGUUGAUGCUUUACUUGAUUUGAUAAACUCAUUGACUUGUCCCCA